Molecule: messenger RNA, 1494 nt
Organism: Thermochaetoides thermophila DSM 1495
Lineage: Eukaryota; Fungi; Ascomycota; Sordariomycetes; Sordariales; Chaetomiaceae
Product: histone deacetylase-like protein
Exons: 1
Coding region: 1-1494 (497 amino acids)
Molecular function (GO): histone deacetylase activity
Source: RefSeq, a predicted model, not a curated record
AUGGACGCCUCCGCAUAUCGCUACCGGCCACCCAAGCCGAACUACUUGCCCCACGACAUCGAUGUCGACGACCCCAUCGUCGAGGAGUAUUCGAUCCCUCUGCAGAAGGCCAGCGACCACGAGAAUGCCAUGUACUUCAAUAAGAUGAAGUGGGCGGCUCAGGAGUUCGGCAUCCAGCGGCCCAAGGGCUACACCGUCUCAUACCACGCUCAGCCCGAGAUGGAGAAGCACCACUUUGGCCAGACGCAUCCCAUGAAGCCGUGGCGACUGACGCUCACCAAGAGCCUGGUAACAGCAUACGGCAUGCCCUUCGCCAUGGACAACUACAUCACGCGCGAGGCCACAUAUGAGGAGCUCAACGCCUUUCACUCGAGUGACUACCUGGACUAUCUCGUCUCUGCCGCGCCGGAGGACCAGCCGGCCGACGACAACCCGGACAAGGAGGUCAGGUUCAAUUUGGGAGGUAGUGACUGCCCGUUGUUCCACGGCCUCUACAACUAUUGCUCUAUGUCGGCCGGCACAUCGCUGGACGCUGCGCGAAAGAUCUGCAGCGGCCAGUCCGACAUCGCCAUCGCCUGGGGCGGUGGCCUGCAUCACGCGAAGAAGUCGGAGGCGUCGGGCUUCUGCUACAUCAACGACAUCGUGCUGGCUAUCCUGCAGCUGCUGCGGAUCUAUCCACGCAUCCUAUACAUCGACAUCGACGUACACCACGGCGACGGCGUCGAGGAGGCCUUCUUCUCGACCGACCGCGUUAUGACCGUUUCCUUCCACAAGUAUCAGCCCGACUACUUUUUCCCCGGCACCGGCGGCCUCGACGACAAUGGGCCCAAGAGCGAGCACAAUCCGGGCGCUCAUCACUCCAUCAACGUGCCGCUCAACGACGGUAUCACCGAUGAGCAGUACGAGUGGCUGUUCAAGACCGUCAUCACCGCAGUCAACGAGCACUACCGCCCCAGCGCAAUCGCCAUGCAGUGCGGCGCCGACUCGCUGGCCGGUGACCGCCUGGGCCGCUUCAACCUACGCGUGCAGGGCCAUGGUGCGUGUGUGCGCUUCUGCAAGAGCCUGGGCCUGCCCAUGAUCCUUUUCGGCGGCGGCGGCUACACUCCGCGCAACGUGGCCCGCGCCUGGGCCUACGAGACAUCAAUCGCCAUCGGUGCCGAUGACCGCAUCCCUGAAACGAUCCCCGAACAUGCCCCAUGGCGCGAGCAUUUCAUCCACGACACGCUCUUCCCCACGCUGGAGCAGAGCAUGAACGAGCCGCGCCAUAACCGCAACUCGGAGAAGCGACUUCGCGAGAUCGUACAGCACAUUAACGAGCAGUUGCGCUUCGUGUCGCAUGCGCCAAGUGUGCAGAGCCAGCUGAUCCCGCCCGAUCUGGGCGUCAUUCGUGACGAGAUUGAGGCGAGGCUGAAAGAGGAAGAGGAAGAGAAGGAGCGGAGAGAAACGCAGCGCAAGGUCAAAGAAGCCGGCAUCGCCCAGCCCGGCGAAUAUUGA